Mytilus californianus (California mussel) is the source of this 2023-nucleotide messenger RNA. RefSeq lists its product as uncharacterized. The record is from RefSeq and is a predicted model, not a curated record. Bases 143 to 2023 code for a protein of 626 amino acids. Lineage: Eukaryota; Metazoa; Mollusca; Bivalvia; Mytilida; Mytilidae. The transcript is spliced from 13 exons.
GUGGCCUGCCUCACCAAAAACACCUCAUUUAGCCUUCCACAUUGAUUUACUUCGCUGGUUAAAUGGUUUAUUGCUCGAGUGCCAUGUAUCCGUGAAGGGGUUUUGUGAAGCUUUAAAAGCUAGACAACCAAAGUUGUACAAGAUGUUGGUCACAAAAGAGGGAAAAGAAAUUUAUAAGAGUUUAAUGGCAGAAACAAUUCACCAAUUUCGUCAGUUUGUAUACCAAAUGGACUAUUUAACCAAUAAUUUUCCAGAUCUAGAUGAUGGUUGUACCUGUCCAGCUUGUUUUGAGACAGAAACCAGUAUCUUUUGUUUUGAUGCAGACUUUCAGUUGGUUCGGAAAUCUUCAUCUGGUAACCACUGGCUUGAACCAAAACACAAAGAUAAUUUUUUCGUUCAACAGGAAUUGGUAGAUGAUUUCAUAAAGAAAUAUGACACUCCAAAAAUAGAAAAGGAAUGUAGCGAUUUCCAAGCAGGAAAUGACUUAAGAUCCAAAGCAAAAAACAAGAAAUUGUCGGGAACAGCAGUGUUUGGAGCUACCUGUAGACACGAUUACCCUCAGAAGUUUUUUAGUUUAAAACAUGGUGAAAAACUGGGAUAUGCUGUUUUUCUGAUAGAACUGCUUUUAAGUGCAAACAAAGACAAACACCUGCACAUCUCGUAUGACAUUGCAUGUUUGUUAAAAAGACAUCUAGAGAAAGCAGGGCGAAACGACAUUUUAGAAAAAAUUACAUUUUCUAUACCAAUUUUCCACUGCUAUGGACACAGUAUUUCAUGUCAAAUUUUGUAUGGACCUAGGAGGACAGAAAAUCAUGGUCUUACAGACGGCGAAGGUAUCGAAAGGUUAUGGUCUUAUUUGGGUGGAUUUUCUUCUAUCACAAAAGAGAUGACGCCUGAAAAUAGAACAGACCUGUUGACAGAUGGCCUUAUUUACUUCGGUCAGAAAAUCAGAGAUAAACUAGGUUACACAUUGGUUAUGAAAUUCAAAAGAUCAAAGAAAAUUGAGGAAAACAGUGAUGUGGCCAUGAAGGAGAUUGUAUCAACUGUUCAUGACAAGGUUAUUGGAAAUGAUAAGAUUAUCCAAUGGAUUGAAGAGGAAAAGUCUUCAGUGCAACACACUCAAAACAAUGAUGCAACAAUUAAACUGAACAAGACAGAUGAAUAUAUUCUCAGUCUUCAAAGAUAUUACAGAAUUGGAUAUGAACAACUAGAUGACAAGUUCAAGGAAGAAAAAGAGAGACUAGAGAAAACCUUAUCAACAUUUGAAAAAAAGAACAAGACCUCUAGAUUGCAUCAAACUGACGAAAACUAUAAGAAGGAUGUAAAGAUUGUGAAAGAAAAACAAAAAAAAUUACAACUUGUAACCCUGAAGAAACAUGUUUCAGAGAGGCACUAUUUACUACGGUUAUUGCGCAAAUAUUCAAAAGGACAGGCUGUUUUCAUUAAACUGUCAAAACAGUUAAAGUGCAUAUCAAAAAAAAUUCACAAAUCCAUUGCAGCUUACAACAUGAUUGGGGAUUCCUCUGAAGGUUUACCAGAGCAGAUCACUUUUGAUACUGUCAAGGACAUUGACAGUGAAAUUUAUAAAUGCAUGGUAGAUUUGGAGGUUGUGUCAGAUAUCCCAAACACAAUAAAACAGGAAAUUAUUCAACUGAAAUGCCUCAUUGAUCGAGCCAUCGAAGAACAAACUUUGCUCAAGCAAGAAAUGAGGUCUGUCACUAAUUGGUACAAACAUCAGUACAAUAUUGUGAAAGUAAAACUAGGGGAACAUCCAACUGCAGGAGAAACUGCAUUCUUAAUAAAAGAAGGAAUGUACUAUGAAAUGGUUAUUAUAAGAUUAAACAGGCAGUUUUCAGAGUACAUUGGGGAAGUGUCUGUUGAAUCUCAGUUAACUGAUAGCAUAUUGACUGAUGAUCAUGAAAGGAUGCAACAAAUGUUGAAAGAAAUGGCUAUAUCAGUUGAGGACAUUGAAAGUGAUGAUGAGGAAGAGAGUAGUGAUGAAGAAGACAUGGAGGACCUCUAA